GGUCAAAUUAAGUUUUCGCAAGUGUCAUCAUCAACCUACCAACGCCGCUGAAUCAAAGAGUUCGUCUUUUUCUGAAUUUAUUUUCAUGGCGGCGAUUUCUCUCUCGUCGUCCACGAUUCCCUCGCUGAAAUCGAAAGAAUCGUCUAGUGUUUCUGCUUUCACUUCUCGUUCUAUCUCUGCAGUUAAAGUUCAGUUUCCCGUUCGUCGGGUUCGAACAGGAGACUUGAAGUUUCCAUUUUUAACUUCAACGACGCGGUGCACUCCUAGACCUAUUGAAGCCAAGAAGCAGACAUAUGAUUCAUUUGAGGAUCUACUUGUGAAUUCUGAUAAGCCAGUUCUAGUUGACUAUUAUGCAACCUGGUGUGGCCCGUGCCAGUUCAUGGUUCCAAUACUCAAUGAAGUGAGUACAACCCUGAAAGACAAGAUCCAGGUGGUGAAGAUCGAUACGGAGAAGUACCCGAGUAUUGCCAAUAAAUACAAGAUUGAGGCACUUCCUACAUUUAUCUUAUUCAAAGAUGGAGAACCUUGUGAUCGCUUUGAGGGUGCUUUGACGGCCAAACAGCUCAUCAAACGAAUUGAGGAUUCUCUGGAAGUGCAGCCUUAGUUAUGGAUCAUGAACUCUUUUAGUUGUCUUUCCACUCUUUUAGAUGUUUUCAGUUGAUUAAGAAAGAUAUUUAUGAAUACCAGAUUUGUAAAACCUUCUUCUCAGUAAUGAUCUUUUAUUCCCAAAGUAAUAACAGAGAAGCUGUUUUUCAACA
This is a messenger RNA of Capsella rubella, 758 nucleotides long. RefSeq names its product thioredoxin Y1, chloroplastic. Bases 86 to 604 code for a protein of 172 amino acids. Gene Ontology annotation, cellular component: cytoplasm. Gene Ontology annotation, molecular function: protein-disulfide reductase activity; oxidoreductase activity, acting on a sulfur group of donors, disulfide as acceptor. The record is from RefSeq and is a predicted model, not a curated record. NCBI's taxonomy places the organism in Eukaryota, Viridiplantae, Streptophyta, Magnoliopsida, Brassicales, Brassicaceae. The transcript is spliced from 4 exons.